This is a messenger RNA of Brassicogethes aeneus, 1384 nucleotides long. The record is from the annotation of a GenBank genome assembly. NCBI's taxonomy places the organism in Eukaryota, Metazoa, Arthropoda, Insecta, Coleoptera, Nitidulidae.
AGUCUAGUCUAGUCCUCCGAAGUGGUAGCACGGCCAAACUUUUUCAACGGACGAUGUUUGUACGGUUAACAAGCGAAAUUUGUUGCAAACUUUAACGUAAACUGGUGGUUUUUAUGUUUCGUGGAACGCGAGUGCCUUUAAAGCAAUGUGAGCUUGUGAUAGUUGUUGAAAUUUUUAGUGAGUUCUUGUUGUUGGUUCGUUUGGUCGUUCGAUGUGUGUGAGUGUAAACAUUCCUGAAACGGUGAAGUGUGUUCAUGGAUCUUUUAUUUUAUUCGGUUGAUGGAAAGGGUAAAAGUCAUGUAAAGAAAGCAAGCCGAUCAAGAAGAGAAACGAAGAAAAAUGAUGGGCUGGCAAUCAAGCUGUGUUCUUCUUAAAGGCCUGAUUCUGCUGACAUUUAGCUUCCACUAUUUCGUCCUGGCGUCGAUACCCUCGAGCGCAAAGUUCUACACCAUCCAUUGGAACUCGUCGAACCCCAUAUUUCGCAUAGACAACACCGACAACAUCAUCGAUGUCAAUAGAAAUAACGUCAAGUUCGAAUAUGACCAGGUGAACCUGAUCUGCCCAGUGUACAUGCCUGGCACCAGGGACGAGGAGAUGGAGAAGUACAUCAUCUACAACGUGUCCAAGGACGAGUACGAGACCUGUCGGAUAACGAAUCCGAAUCCGCGGAUCAUCGCCGUCUGCGACAAACCCUACAAACUCAUGUAUUUCACGAUAACGUUCAGACCGUUCACUCCGCAGCCGGGCGGGCUGGAGUUUUUGCCAGGGCACGAUUACUACUUUAUAUCAACCUCUACGAGCGAUGAUCUGCAUCGAAGAAUAGGAGGUCGAUGUUCAAGCAACAACAUGAAGAUCGUGUUCAAGGUGUGGGGCCCGCCAUCGAUGCCCGCCACCUCGCAACCGCCCCAAGUGACGAAGCUGCCGUCGUGGUGGCCGGUGACGUCGCAGCAGCGAACAACGACGACGACCACCACGACAACGACGAGCACCGAACCGCCGACGACGACGACCAAAAAAUCCAAAACGUACAAUAAACACCCCAACGAGGUGGUCAAAAGUGAGGAACUCACCCUGGGGGGCAGUGCGACCACCCCGCUAACCAGUGCCGCCAACUUAAUAGUUAUGUGCGCGCUCUCCCUACUACUUUACACAAUGCGAUGAAGUUUUUAAGGUUAGAAAAAGUAAUAUGUCCACGCUGAAGCGAUUCCUCCCCCUUAUUCGAUAAAAAUACAAAAAACUUUUUCGUGUUCCCCUUGUAUGUUGAACUGUCUUGACGACCUAAAAUAUCCUAAUUUUAUAUAUACAUAAUGGUAACUAUUAUUAUUAAGAUAAAUUAUUUUUUAUUUGAGCCAUUGGAAUAUUAAUUUACUACUCCUGAAAUGCC